Candidula unifasciata is the source of this 402-nucleotide messenger RNA. The record is from the annotation of a GenBank genome assembly. NCBI's taxonomy places the organism in Eukaryota, Metazoa, Mollusca, Gastropoda, Stylommatophora, Geomitridae.
AUGGCGGGAUUAGAAGAUAUGGACGACUCUCUACAGCUCGAUGUUAAUGAAGUCGUUGUACCAUCGGCUGAAAGCGAACACUCAAGGGUUUCACAACAAGAAUCAGAGGCAGAACGCAGGGAUGCCGAAACUGAGCCUCAAGAGAAGCUCAUCAAAUUGCCGCUUACUCGUAUAAGAAGCAUCAUGAAGACAGAUCCAGACGUUAAAAUUGCAAGUCAAGAUGCGGUUAUCACAUUAGCAAAAGCUGCGGAGCUUUUCAUUCAAGGACUGGCCAGGGAAGCAGCUAUGAGAACAAUCCGUGAGAAACGGAAAAUUGUAUUAAGAAAACAUUUAGAUGAUGUCUUUGAAACAAAAGACAAUUAUUCCUUCUUAGAAGGUGUACUGGAGAGCUUUGAAGACUAA